Molecule: messenger RNA, 4137 nt
Organism: Yamadazyma tenuis ATCC 10573
Lineage: Eukaryota; Fungi; Ascomycota; Pichiomycetes; Serinales; Debaryomycetaceae
Source: RefSeq, a predicted model, not a curated record
AUGGCCUCACGCCACCCGUGGAUGGCAGUGGCCACCCGGCUUCAGAGCACAGUGAACGCCGGUGCCGCUGGGAACCCGGCCCCUACACCCAUUUCUCCAGACCCAUCGGCAAACCUGCCACAAACUGGCAGAAAGAGACCUCCAACCCACCGUAAGCUCUUUGAGAUCCGAAACCAGCAGGAGUCCGUGGAGAUAUUCGAGGAGGCCAUCUCGUACUUGAGAGAGGUUCAGGUGGCAGAUGUGAUUCCAUCAUUUGACAUCUAUAUCAGUUUCCAGAAAUUGGGAGUCACAUUGCUCCGGAACUUGAUUGAAGGCAAGGCCUCGAGUGAAGAGGUUGACAACGUGUUACAGGUCUUGAUCGAGCACCGGGUGGUGCAUGCGAUUCACUUUUGCCAGGUGAUGAAGUACAAUUUGGAGCUUGCGGACUACACCCGCAACUUGAGAUGCUGGGUGCUGUACCUUGAAACCAAGAACUCGUUCGGCAGUGACCUGGCGCUCAUCGACAAGCCGUUCCAGAACGUGCGGUACGAUUUCCCCAGCUUCAGCUACUCGUUGGUUCGGGAUUUAACGUACUAUUCCUAUUUCUUGGGGUCGAAAACAGAUUACAAAUUCAGCUUUGAAGAUGUUAAAAAUGUGUUACAGGCUGAUAACUUGGCGCCCGCAUGGAGGGUCCAUGAUAACCUUGAGAAGUUCCUUGGCCCCAGUAGCCAAUUGGAUGACUUCAAGACCCUGGUGGGCCGGUUGUACUACCAGUCGGUAUCGAGUGAUCCUAACAGCAGCGAGUCGUUGAAGAGAAUGGAUGCCUACGCUGCCAAGCGUGAUGGAAGAGGCUUGGUACAGUUUUAUGACCUGUUGAAGGGGCAGAACUUGGACUACAAGACGGUGCACAAGUUGAUGAUUAGUUUCUAUGAGGUGGGCCGGUUUGAUAUGGUGUACGAAAUGUUCAAUGGGCUCAUCAAGAAAGACUUGAAGUUGACCAAGCCCGUGUGGGAUGUGAUGAUCAAGUCGAUGGGCCAUGCCGACAACACACGGGGGUUGACCCAGGAGCUGAAGGAUGAGUUGGCUGUGAAUGUUGAGAAGCUCAUCAACACCAUGGUGGAACAAGGGUUUGACGUCGAUGCAAGGGUGUUGGCAAGCAUUGUUGCAUCGUUUUCCAACUUGAACCGGUUUGACAAGGUGGACGAGUACUUGGAGACCUAUAGCUCGGUUCCGGUGAUCCACGUCACCAAGAGCAGCUACUUGAUGGGGCUUAUUUUGAACGAUCGAGUAGAAGAAGCCGAGAAAAAGUUGAAGCAGUUCAUGGGAGAAGACUCUACAUACGCACCUUCAGCCAGCUCCAUGAAUGCCUUGUUGGAUCAUUAUUCGAAACAGAACAACUUGGAUGCCGUAAAUGGAAUCAUCAAGUUCAUGGGAGAUCAUGACAUUGCCGAAAAUGUUGUUUCGUUGACGAUUGUGGCCGACUUGUACUUUAGGGUUACUCGUAAACGGGGGCUUGUACCCAACGUGGAAGAGAUGUUUUCGCUUUUUAAGAAGACCAACACCAACAUAAACAUGCAUACAUAUGCGGUUAUUAUGGACGGGUUGAUCAAGAAUUACAACCUCCAAGCAGCGAGGGACAUUUUCGAGUGGCUCAAGAAGGGAAACCAUCUCAAGAAGCAGAAUUCUGUCAACAUCAUGACUAUUAUGAUCAAGGGAGAGUUGGACUUUGGUGAUGUGGACAGAGCCGAAUCGUUGUUCGACGAGUACUUGAAGGGAUUCGCUAACGAUACCCAAGCGUGGAACAUGAUGAUUGUGUCAAUCUUGGACAAGAACGAGAAAGCUGGCUGGAACUACUACCUCAGACUCCAGAAACAGAAGGUGAACAAUGUUAGGCCCAACUUCUAUACAUUCUACUUUUUAUUCAGACACUUUGUGAGGAAGAAUAACCGGGCAAUCAUCGAGCAGUUGAUUGCAGACCUCGAUAGGGCUGAGUUGACAAGCUUGGGAAAAGAUCUUCCACGGAUAUUGCGGGAGCUUUCUACGGACUAUGUGAUCCCCACGGGCUUGAAACAGAGGCUCUGAUAUCUUGUAAAUAAUAGCAGAGGACAGAGAGAGUCCAAAGUAUAAAAGUAGAGUAUACAAAAAUAGAGUAUACAAAAGUACAAUACACAAAAGUAAAAUACACAAAAGUAAAAUAGGUUAAAGUAGAGUAUAAACCCAAUUUAGAAUCCGCUUCACACUUUACUACUCAGUCUCUAGUCUCCAUAAAUAACAUAUAUACACAUUUCUAACUACUUGCUAAAGUCUCCCAUGGCCUGCUUCCACAAAGGCAGAGCCAACCUCACAAAUCGAUCGUACGCAUCCACAGGCGAGUCCAACGCUGGACGUGUAUCCAACACAAACGAGGGCAUCCCCGUUUCCUCAUCGUCAGGAGCCGAAUAAUAGUCAAUCACGUAUCUGACCUUCCGCCAGUCAUUUGGAGGAGACUCUCCCGUGGCCCGUAGCACUGUCCAGUCAUGCCGGUCGAACGGUGGGUUCGAGUUGAACGUGUUGGGAAAAAACUUACUCAACCACAAGUAUGUGGAAGCUCUGGGUGACAAAUCAUGAGGUCUACCUGUAAACUUGAGAAGUCGAGGUUCAAUUUUAGUCUGCUUGGUGUGGAUAUCCUCCCACUCCAAGAUUUGCUGCCAUGCACCUUCGUUCAAGAAGUUGUGGAUUUCCACCAUCGACUCCACUGCCGUUUCGUCGAUUCCCUGUCCUUUACCUUUUCUUAACAUUGCGUUAAGCAUUUGCUGAGGAGAAGGAUACUCCCAUAAACCUUCGGAAGCAGUUUCUCCCCUGGGAAUAGAGGAAAUUGUUCUCUCUGUAGAGAGAUGUAUUUUCUGACCAGGGGCCAUGUCUGUGGAGAUGUCUAUUGGCAUAUUGUUCAUAGGAUUCAAAAUGGAGGACGAUAAUUCGUCAGCAGAGGAAGUUGAAUCUUUGGGCCUCACAGGGCAUGUUUGACCGGCGGAAAAGGCGGAGUGGUCAAUAGGACAUUUCGCGAGGCCUGAGGAGGUAUUACCAGCAGGAGAAGUGGCGGGAGAUGGGUAUUUAUCAGCCCAAAACAAACCCAUGAUGUGUAAUUGCGAUGAGAUUUUUGUGUCGUGCGGACGAUUGAAUGUCGGAGAGGUGAUGUCGCAAGUGCUUGGAAAUUCGUAAGACGGUGGAAUAUGCGUGUCCAAGACGAAACAUUUAAAGCACAUGGAUGUCUCGUGAUCACCUAUCUGCUCUGUCCUAGUACCGCGCAAGAAUAAUGCCGUACCGAACAUGCAGGCGCUAAAUUGCGUCCAAAAAGCCCGACAACGCCAAUAACUGUGUACCAUCCGGCAUCAUCACGUCAUUCCGUAUGUAGCAGCAUCUGGGCAACUAAUUGAUCACUAGAGGGGGUGCCUGCCUCACUGGUAGAUAUUCAUGAGUCCUUUCGCAGGAGGCGGAAUUCAAGUGUUUUCCAACCAAAACCGGUUCGGCUUUGAGAGGUGCUAUUUUACUUUUUCUUACACCGCCGACGCAGUCCACCCACAAAAGGGGCUGCGCUACUACCAGGGAGGUAACCACCCUCCACCAAGUGAUCCUGGACCGGGACUUGCAAAUAACUCUAGGGUCAACACACUAAGCCAUUAUCUCUGACCCUUGUUGAUUUCCUUAAAGGCCCACCCCUGGAACUGGGGUGAUUGAAGUAGCCCGGCUAAAUACAAUAGGUGAAAUGAAGAGAACAUGUGAGUAAAACCAGGAUGCAAUAUCAGGUUACAAAUCGGGAAAUAAUAGGGGCCAUGCAAAUUACGUAUUUUUGGAUAAUAUUUUACUACUUGAGGAAAAAUAUCAAGUUCCUACCCAAACCUCCCAUACUUGAAGCCCUUCGGCCACAAACGCAAUAUUGGGGCAGAUGAAUGUCGAUAUCAAAUCUUAAGUUGACAAUGAAAUGAAAGCGUCUUAUCCCUCCAGGCAGCAACCUUCAUGAAUUUCGUCCACUUCGCACGCACCAACCGCUGUGCAGAUGUGCCGAUGAGUGGAGCCACCACUGCGGAAGGGCGAGCAUUUACACCCAGAGUAAAUAUGAUGUAGAUACAGGUUUAAAGGUAGAGGCGUAAGAUCACUCCUUCUUCGAUGGGGACCUCAGGC